This is a messenger RNA of Cottoperca gobio, 7009 nucleotides long. It is a transcript of the gene sncaip, whose product is annotated as synuclein, alpha interacting protein. Gene Ontology annotation, molecular function: ubiquitin protein ligase binding. NCBI's taxonomy places the organism in Eukaryota, Metazoa, Chordata, Actinopteri, Perciformes, Bovichtidae. The transcript is spliced from 11 exons. The record is from RefSeq and is a predicted model, not a curated record. The coding region runs from base 167 to 2977 and encodes 936 amino acids.
UACAGAGAAAAAAAGAAAGUCAUAAUAAAAAAGCUCCCUGACGAACAUCAUUUAUUAUUAGUGUUUGUCAUGUAAAUUGUUGCCACAGUGUCUCAUAACAGUGUUAUAGUAUGACAUGUGUAUUUCUGUGUGCAGCUGGUGGUGAGGCUGAUGAUGAGGUGUGAAGAUGGAGGCUCCUGAAUACCUGGACCUGGAUGAGAUCGACUUCUCUGAUGAUUCGGUGUAUUCUGUGACGUCUCUGAAGAGCAUCCCAGAGUUGUCCAGGAGGAGUGAUGGCCAGGCCGAGGAGAGACCAGCGCCAGCAAUCAACUGGAGUCGCAGCGUUUCCUCCCUCAGUGGCGGGGGAAUCAAACCCACAGGGCUCGCUGAGGUCCACAGUAAGUUCCGGCCGGUGAAGAGGGUCUCCCCUCUCAAGCACCAACCAGAGACCAGCGACUCUGACUCCGAUGGGAAAGUCCAGGUCCAGGGGCUGGGGGAGACGGGGGAGGCCAGUAAGGAUAACCCCAGCUCUGACAAACCGACUGAAGCCUCCACCUCCACUGACGGGCCGGGAGGGAAGGACCUGGCCAGCAGUGUCGGUGUCGGUGUGGUUGGAGGGAACAAUACCCAGGCUCUGUUCGGGGAGCUGGAGCACUACGAUCUGGACAUGGACGAGAUCCUGGACGUGCCUUAUAUCAAGUCCAGUCAGCAGAUGUCCACGCUGCCUCGCGUCCCCCACGACAAGCGCUCGGUGACGGGGAGCAACCUGGCUGGAGGCACCCUGGAGAGGACCCGGGGAGGAGGCCUGAAGACCUCCACAUUACCCCACAACGAGCCUCUGAGCCUGGGCAGCAGCAGCAGCUCACAGACUCCGUAUUGUGUUCUGUCUCCGGUGAAGUGGUCUGACCUGAGGAAGUCCAAGUCGAUGGAUCCAGACCUCCACCACCUCCACCGCCCCCCGGCUGGAGGAGGCCACCAUUCAGAGCUGCUCUCCUCCGGACUCCUCAGCUGCUCCUCCUCCCUCUCUUCUUUCUCUGAUGCAGAUAAGCUGCUGUCUGCGCGGGUCUACCCAGACUCCCAGAGCCAGAGGCCGGGGGUGGAGUCUCCCGGCGGGGGCCCAGGGAUGAUGUUCCCUAUGCCAGGGUGUAGUGUGAGCAGGCAGGACGCCUCCAUGCCCUGGGCUCCUGGAUCAGGAGGGGGAGGUGGAGGCAGCGGUGGGCCAAGGGGGUUCGGAGGAGGUGGAGGAGCAGGAGGGGAGGUGGACGAGGAGACCAAGAAGAACCAGAACAUCAUCAACAUCGUCAGAGAGGGACAGAUGUCUUUGCUGCCUCACCUGGCGGCAGACAACCUGGAGCUGAUCAGAGACGAGGAGAGGAACAACCUGCUGCACAUCUCUGCCUGUCAGGGUCACGCUGACUGUCUGCAGCACCUCACCUCUCUGAUGGGGGAGGACAGCCUCAACGAGCGCAACAACCAGCAGCUCACCCCCGCUGGUCUGGGAGUCAAGAACGGUCAUCUGGAGUGUGUGAGGUGGAUGGUGAGUGAGACGGAGGCCAUCGCAGAGCUGAGCUGCUCCAGAGAACAUCCCAGUCUGAUCCACUACGCCGCUCGCUACGGACAGGAGAAAGUCUUGUUGUGGUUGCUCCAGUUCAUGCAGGAACAGGCGAUCUCUCUGGACGAAGUCGACCAGAAUGGAAACACUGCUGUGCAUGUGGCCGCUCAGUACGGACACCUCACCUGUAUACAGACUCUGGUGGAGUACGGCUCCAACGUGACGGUCCAGAACCAGCAGGGGGAGCGGGCUUCCCAGAGUGCCGAGCGUCAGGGACACACCACCUGCGCUCGUUACCUGGUCGUCGUGGAAACCUGCAUGUCGUUGGCCUCGCAGGUUGUUAAACUAACCAAACAGCUCAAUGAACAGGCAACAGAUAGAAUAACUCUACAGAAACAACUGCAGCGACUGAUGGACCCCAACAAGGCAGAGGGGACACCUUCUAGAUCACCCAGCUCCCAUCAGCCCUCAGUGGAGGCGUGGCCAGAAAUGAUUUUGACAGCGGAGGGGACUCCAGGGGACGGCUGGUUGGUUCGUCAGGGCGGGGUGGUCCCAGACCCGGUGCUGCGGCAGCUGCUGGGGAAGGACAUGUCUGACACACUGUGUCCCAGGGAGAGGCUGCCUCCGGCGGGCGGCCCCGGGGCCGCUGGGGCCCGCAGGACUGGGCUGGUGGAGAGGAGAGAGCUCAAACUAGCAAGACUCAAACAGAUAAUGCAGCGCUCUCUGAGUGAAUCCGAUUCGGACGGUUAUCCACCAGAGGAAGGUAAAAGUCAAGAGGCCUCUGCCUCAAACACACUGCGACCUGAUAGGCCGUCACACCUGCCAAUCGCAGAGGAGGAGCCAGCGCCAACCAACCCUAACCUGAUGAUGAAGAAGCACCUACCUUCCUCCACCUCCUCCUCCUCCUUCUCAUCCACAGCUGAGAAGAAACAGGCGUUUUCUCUCAGCGGGUCAAAGUCAGCGGACAGCGUCGGUUUCAACCCCUCCCCCACCUCCAGCGACCCUGAUGCGGCAGAGGGUAAAACACCAGACGCUUCCGCUGACCUCAACGAUGCCACUAACGGCCAAAAAGUUGCCACCAGCCCCAAGAGCGCCCUGAAGUCGCCCUCAUCUCGCAGGAAGACGUCUCAGAACCUCAAACUGAGGGUCACCUUCGACGAGCAGGUCCACAAGAGCACCAUUCAGGAGGCAGAGCAGACCAAAGGGCAUCAUGGGAAGGAGAGGACUCCAACAGGAAGCUCUGAAAGCAAGCGGCCGUUCGGGGCGUUCCGCUCCAUCAUGGAGACACUGAGCGGAAACACAAACCACAACAACAACAACAACAACAACAACAGUGGUGUUCAGUCAGGCUCCACCUGUCAGAACUCACCUGGCAGGAAGUCGGAGACUAAAGGCAUCCCAGGAGGAGGAGGGGCCAAGGGCAAGAGCAAAACCAGUAACGUUUAACUCAGUAGUGCCUCCAGAAGGGCAGAGAGCACAUAACAAACAGCAAGCAGCCAACAUGAGAAAUGUAUAGUGACGUGUUCACACUCCAAACUGAGCCCAAAUGUGCAGAUAUCAGCAGAACUUACUGUUUCCAAUGGUAGCAGAGAUACUGUAUCUCCGAUGUCCAUCGAGGACAAACGCCCAUAAAUCUACUUAGAAAUCACAUUUCAAAAUAACCAAACUAGAAACAAAAAUCGAAGCUAAAAACAGUGUUUAGAUGUAUCCCACGGCUACGUCACUGACCUUCUGCCAACAUUAUACUUCCUGUUUUACAAAGUAUCAUGGGAACUAUAGUGCCGAAACUAAACGCAUAUUAAUCAUGAAUAAAAAGGAAACAUCCCUGACAUUAUACAUCCAUCAUCAGUACGUUGUUUGACUGAACUAAGGCAAAGAACGAUAUAUAUACAUACAACCAAGUAUGUUUAUUACAUCCCUGCAACAAUGACACUCUCCUUCAUUGAGAUAUUUAGUGUUGAAAGACCGACAACAACAAAUGUAUCUCAAAUAAUUCAAAGGUUUUUACUUGAAAUGGAUUGAAAACCAAGGACAGUAAAUUACAACAGGAUACAAGAAACACCAAACACUUCAUAGUUUUACAACUCAAUAAUAUAAAACAGCUGGAGUGGACUGGAGUGUGAUUUAAAAUGACCAACCACCUGUGCUCCCUGGAAGAUAACACUAAAGUUGUAUCUGCAGCUACAGUUUGUUCAUUUGGUCCCAACCGCAGCUGGGAAAAGCUGACUUUGCUUUAUUUUAGUCACAUCAGCUGAUUACAAGCGGAGCAGGUCCAGUAAACUAACACUUUGUUUACUGGACCGAGUAUUUACGAGCUGUGGUCCUGCCAGUUUGUCCCCUUUAAUAGAGGAGACUUCAUGAGUUUGUAUAACAAGUCAAAUAGUUAAAGUGACUUUCACACAAUCAAUAAAGAGUUCUGAUGUUUGUCUUGACUCUGGGUAAGAAAAGUCAACAUCUGUUCUCUUUUACCCAUAAUCCCUCACAUUACUACCACACACACUUAGUUAUUACUAAAUUAGUCUGUAAAUUACGUUUUAUUGAAGAAAUAAUCUUUACUGAAGGUCAACUAACGACCUUUUCUGGAUCCUUUAAACAGCAUCUCAGAGUUUGCUUGUUAUGUGUCAUCUCCACAAAACCCAUUCAACACAUCGUGGGUUAAGAUUAUUUUCCCAAGGUUAGGUAUUCACAAUAGUUUUAAGACUUGCUUGCCGUACAUCUCUCAUGUUCUUUGCCUCUGACGUUUGACGUUUGAGGGUUUUUGUUCAGUUGAAGGACUGAAAGACAGAAACUCUGUUCUCGUCUGUUUUCUUGUUCACGUGUAUUCGAUGGCGUUAUUCAGAGAAUCACUACGACGUGAAGAAGAAGAAGAAGCUGUGUGUGUUUAAUGAUCCCCAUGCAGACGGACUGAAGGAAGUUUAUUUGAGUAUUAAUCAGCGACCUGCAGAAACCUCACAUUUCCAUCAUACAACUUGUCAAACAUUUUUAGUUUUGUCACAUUUAGUUUAAACAUCAAAGAGUUCAUUGGUCUGCUAAAACUAAAAAGUGUCAAAUCUUUUCUCAAGGUUUCUGUAUCUGCCACUCUGUUGUGUACUCGGAACUACACUAAAGAUGAAGUAUUAGUAUUUAUGUUUAUGCACACAGUUAUAUGUUUUACAAUUUAGAAAAUGUGGUUAUAAUCACACACGUGGUUAACGUGCACCAGCACAACACAUAGUUUUAAAACCACUGUAUAUAAAAGUAGUAUUUAACUAUUAUUUCUUUCUUUUUUAAAUGUUAUCUUCAUGGUUAUUAUCUAUGCAGUAUCUCUGGCAUGAAGUAGACAGUGUGUAGUUGUGUGACGUGUUUGAGACGGGGAGGUUUAAGGAUGCACCUUCCACUGCGGCUGACGACGAUCGUACGAACUUAAAGAGAACGACGUGGAAACUGUUUCACCUCCGGAGAUUUCAACUCCUGACAAAACUAGAAGUCUGAGGCUGUGAUCUGUGAUCUGUGAUCUGUGUUCAAAUACGUGUGGCACUGCGUGGUGAGUGUAUGCAUUGAAAUAUAACAAACAUGUUUUUAUGGCUCUUUGCUCUUCCUCAUGACAUGUCUCCUUACUGCAGGUUCAAGCAUUCAGCACAGGAACAAGUCAGAAGCACAAACAAUAACACAGAAGGACAGGGGAUUUUAUUAGAUCAUAUUUCUUAAAUCAUUUACUUUAGCUUUAGAAGUGUUUCCACGUGCACGUGGUUCAGUUGUCAUCCACUGAUCAAACCCAUUCUCCAGACACUGCUGCCUCUAGCAGCCUCAAGAGGCAGCAGUGUUCAUUACACCUCACAGUUUACAGUCAUUCAAUAUUAAAAAUAAAAAGGUCAUGGGGUUCACUAGGAAUCCUCCAGCAGGAAUAUCCACGUCCAAUUUCAGGGAAAUUUGGCCAUAAAUUGUUAGAAGAUUCAGUCACAUGAUCUGUUUCACGUGUGUUCAGUUCUUACAGCCGUAACGAAGCAUAAAUCCUCCUGCAUGUAAUUACAGUUAUAUUGUGUGAACACAGAUCUCAGCCUCGCCUUCUACUUUGCAGCUGUGGGAGAAACCGGAUCACGUCCGCCAUGUUUUUUGAUUCAAGUUGACGUUGAAACAAAUCCUGUUUGUGGUUCUGAUGCAGCAGAAUGUUUCUCAUCAGUUUCUACGUCUGUAGUUUGCAUCAGUGAGAUUCUGCUGGGCCGCUUACUCAUCUGUUUACACAGAUUUGUUUGUAGGUUUACACUCUUUGGCUGAUGUGGUUCUUGGUGGUGGAUGUUCUUGAGGCGGUGGAGUCUGAGAGGAUUUACCUGCAUCCAGUCUGCUGAUUCUGACUUGUUAAAGGAACAGUCCGACACGAAAAGGUUAGCAGCUUCCUCUCUUAGUCCAGUACAGGUGCAAUACAACUUAACUGUAGGUCAAUGGAUAGAGCAAGUAGUGGACCGAGGUGUCCACAUACUUUUGGCCACAUAGUGUAUAUCUGUACUGAAGAUAAAACUCGUAUCAAUCCUCAUCCUUUGGUAACGUUACUGUUCCUUAAACCACUGGUACUGGAAAUACAUUUUAAAAAUGGGUAUGGUUAUUAAAUGAAAGCCUAACUUUUGUUUUGUAAGUGUUCUAAUGUCAGAGACUGGAACCAACUCACAUUCUAGUGAUUCCAGUAAGCGUUAUAUUUCCAGUACAUUUCAAUGUGUAGGAACAGCAACACGUAUACAGUGACCAGGUUUUAAUGUCUUUACUUUAUAUAUCUAAUUGUUUCCUUCCUUAAAGUUUCCUGUAAACAACUCAUUUGUUCCGUUAAAGGUCAAAUAUAGGUCAUGCUUAAAAUGACAGUUAAUUGCUGAUAUAACUUUUACUCAGCAGAACAAACCUUUUGUCUGACUUAGGGAAUAUAAUAAUGCAUUUUCCAAUAAUUUAAUAAUAUGUAUAAAUAUUAACUUGGUUUUAAAUGUAAUUCUAAACUCAACAUAAUCCUGCAUAUAUUUCCCUUUUAUAGUUUGUAAGUGCUUUCCUAAAGAAAUUAUUAGGACAUAUUCGCAAAAAGUGUUUUUUGAGGUUGGCUUGAGUUGCCAGGGAAAUUGUCCAGACUCCACCGAGCCAAGAUCGCUGCCCAAACAAGCAGCUCUGUGGGCUGGUUGUCGAUGAGAUUGUUUCUGAAAUGCAGUUUAUUUUAGUGUUUUCAUCGUCCAAGACGAAGGAAAGCAGCUCAGCGUCGUCCCAGCAGAGCACACAAACUGAACUCUUCCUGUUUGUUGUCUUUUUAAUGAACUCUUCAGACGGACAGUUUUGCUGCAUCCACUCACAUUUACUCUCAAUGCAACAAAAAAAGAAGAAAUAAAAUGAGACGCAAUAUCAGAGACUGUUGGAGAUGUCUGAUCCGAAUUCUUUUCUUUCUUUUUACUAACCAGCGUGUACAGAGACCGACGGACUCUCAUUGAAGCUGUUGUGAAGACAAACUCAAAUAAACUGUUUUAAACUGAA